Molecule: messenger RNA, 189 nt
Organism: Colletotrichum navitas
Lineage: Eukaryota; Fungi; Ascomycota; Sordariomycetes; Glomerellales; Glomerellaceae
Exons: 2
Coding region: 1-189 (62 amino acids)
Source: RefSeq, a predicted model, not a curated record
AUGUCUGAGAAGCAGGUCAUCGGCAAGUGGAACAACCCGGCGUUACUCCAUAGUUUGAUGCUCGCCUUGUACGGCCAGCUCAAGGGCAACCUCAACAAGGAGGCCAAGGACGCGAUUGAGCAGAAGAUGCAUCGCGAUGGCUUCGAGGAUGUCACCUGGGAGUCCAUUCGUCUGAGACUAUUUUCUUGA